GCUAUUCAGCGUGCGAUAUUAUUAAUGUGGGUGUUAACAGUAACGUUAAUAGUUUGUUCAUUAUAAGUAUAAUGUACAAGUUAGUUAUGUUGGAGAUUGGGUUUUCAUGACAACUAGAGACAUGAAGUACUUUUUCUUAUGAGUGUGUUACCAUGUGUACCUGAGGCUUUUGUUAUGGAGACACCAGUUCUGAAGGUUCCAGGUGAGAUAUCUUUCUUCCUCCAAGCAGGGCUAGUGAGAGACAUAGUUACUGUUGAUGUUGGUGAACUCAAUCUGAAAACACUCAAAGACUUAGCAUGCAAGUUCAUUGAUAGGAAGUUCCCUGAUCAUGGCUUGAACCGCCUCAGUGAGCGUCUUCUUCUACUCCGUCAUGACUACAGCUCAGAAAACAUGCUGCUUCCAAUCAAUGUAGCUUCCGAUGUCGCAGAUAACACUGUUGUGGAAAUUAUCCUGUCAGUAAAUAAUCCAUCUGAUGAUGUUCAGAUCCGACCUCACAGCUUGAUGGUACAUUCAUACAAAUCUCCAACUUUUUGUGAUUUCUGUGGAGAACUGCUGUUUGGGUUAGUUAGGCAAGGGCUUAAAUGUGAAGGGUGUGGUUUAAACUUUCACAAACGCUGUGCUUAUAAGAUUCCAAACAAUUGUACACACACGCGUAGACGCAGGUCUUCGACUUACCUCUACCCCAGAAGUCCUACAGAAUCUGUACAGAGGACAGCAAGCAGUGGACCAAUAUUUUUAGAUGAUAUUUCAUUGAUACCAGUAUCACCUGGUAAAGAGAAAAGAUCCUCAGUCAACAUGGGCAGACCACCUUGGGUAGACAGAGAGCUGGCUGGAAGGAUUAAAGUGCCCCACACAUUUGUCGUACAUUCAUACACCCGCCCCACAGUGUGUCAGUAUUGUAAGAAACUUCUAAAGGGCUUGUUUCGACAAGGCAUGCAAUGUAAAGAUUGUAAGUUGAAUGUUCACAAGAGAUGCUGUGAAAAAAUCCCCAUGGAUUGUACGGGAGAAGCUCCAAAAGAAUGGCUAGAAGGAGGAGAAAGUGUAGACAGCGAGAAUGGUGGGGACAAUCUGGAUGGACAGAAUGGAGUUGAAAAAGUUGAUGAUGAUGACUCUGAUAAUGAAAGUGAGAUGUCUUCUGAAAAAGGAGAGGAUUCUAAACUCCCAGUGAAUGGAACAAGCAGCAACAACAUUCCAUUAAUGCGUAUAGUACAGAGUGUGAAACAAACCAAACGGAAAAGUUCAGAAGUGCUCAAAGAAGGCUGGAUGGUACAUUAUACAAACAAAGACAGUAUGAGAAAGCGGCACUAUUGGAGGUUGGAUACGAAAGCAAUAACAAUGUUUCAAAACGAAACAACUUCUAAAUAUUAUAAGGAAAUCCCUUUAUCAGAAAUACUGGCUGUAGAAACUGCAAAACAUACACUAAAUGCUGAAUUCUCCCGAACCUGCCAUUGUUUCGAGCUACGAACAGCCAAUGUUGACUACUUUGUUGGGGAAGAGCCAGGCAGGGAUCAAAGCUGGGAAUCUGCUAUUCGACAGGCUCUAAUGCCAGUAACAGUAACUCAAAAUAAUCAUGCAUCAGGUCAAGUAUGUGAUGGAGAGAAGCAAGUUGAAAAUGGUGACUACAAUAACAAAGACAUUAGUCGCAUGUACCAAAUCAUACCAGAUGAAGUUCUUGGCUCAGGACAGUUUGGUAUUGUGUAUGGGGGUGUGCACCGCACUAGUGGAAGGUCUGUUGCAAUCAAGGUGAUUGACAAGACCAAACUGCCAACAAAGCAGGAAGCACACUUGAAGAAUGAAGUUAUUAUACUCCAGAAUAUCAACCAUCCUGGUGUGGUUACUUUGGAGAAGAUGGUAGAGACCUCCAGCAGAAUAUUUGUGAUAAUGGAAAAACUAAGGGGAGAUAUGCUAGAAAUGAUUCUGUCAAGUGAGAAACGACGAUUGUCUGAGAGGAUCACAAAAUUUCUUAUAUAUCAGAUUCUAAUUGCCUUGAAACAUCUACAUUUCAAAAACAUUGUUCACUGUGACCUCAAGCCUGAGAAUGUUCUCUUAUCUUCAAAUUCAGACUUUCCUCAGGUGAAACUUUGUGAUUUUGGAUUUGCAAGAAUCAUAGGUGAGAGGUCCUUUAGAAGGUCUUUGGUGGGAACUCCUGCUUACUUAGCUCCAGAAGUUGUGAGAAAUAAAGGAUACAACAGAUCACUUGAUAUGUGGUCAGUUGGGGUCAUCAUUUACGUCAGUUUAAGUGGAACUUUUCCAUUCAAUGAAGAAGAAGACAUUCAUGACCAGAUUCAAAAUGCUACCUUCAUGUAUCCACCUAAUCCAUGGAAUGAAAUAUCGUCUAAUGCUGUUAACCUCAUCCAGAACUUGCUGCAGGUGAAAACAAGAAAACGAUACACGGUGGAUAAAUCAUUAUGUCACCCAUGGUUACAGGACUACCAGUUAUGGUGUGAUUUACGGGAACUAGAGGGUCAGGUUGGUACUAGAUAUUUAACACAUGAAUCAGAUGAUGCUCGCUGGGAGGUUUACCGUCAGGAGCACAAUCUUCCAGUGCCCAGUUAUGUCACAUUGUUCAAUCAAGAAAACCAACAAAGUUCCACCUUUGAUAACCAGUGGACAACGACAGACUUGUUGAACCUCACAGAAGAAGUGGCAUCAGUGAAACUCUGAGGAAUGCAUCUAAGAUGUCUGAAGUAUAACUUUUCUGACAAUCGUUAUAUUGUAAUGAUACAUGUACAUUGCAAUCAUGUAAGUGCUUUGCUCUUUUCCUCAUUUUUUGUAUUAAGAAAAGUAAAUAAGACUGUGGCCAAAACUAUUGAGAAAAAGGUUUUAUCACAGACUGAUUGUGGCAGAAGGAAUUGGUAUUUUAAGUGCCAAUUAGAAUCAUAAGUUCAAUGCUUGCAUAUCUCAAAUAACUAUCCACUAGUUUUUUUCCCAUGUUAAAGUUUCCAGUAUAGCCUUUUUCAUAUAGUUCUCUAAGCAGCUGUGACUACUUUGAUAAAUAGAAAGAUGGAGGUUGCAAGUUCUAAGAAAUGAGAUUGUUUUUAAAUUAGAAGUUUGUUUUAAAUUUAUAGGUAUCAACCUGUUUGUAUUCCUUUUGAUGAUGUUACAGCAUAUAGUGAAAUUUGGGUUUUGUUUAGAAUAUUCAUACAAUUUUUUUAAAAGCUUUACAUGCUGCAGCUAUUUUGAUAAUAAGCUUGAUCAGUGUUGUACAUGAUUUAAUCACAGCAUAAAGAUCUAUGUUGAUAGAAUAAAAGUACAAAUACUAUAUAACAGGCCUUGUAGUCAUAACAUUGUGCAUCAUACAAAUAGUAUCUUACAUAUGUGUUAAUAUUUAUGUAAAAGAUAUGUAUGAUAAAGUGACAUGAUUCUAUUACUCUGAAGUAACUCUUAAUGAUACAUUAAUAUUAAGGUUGUCAUCUAACCUAUGCCGCAGUGAUCAACUUAUACUGUGCAAGUUUCCUGGCUUUACUGUUUAAGAAUGAAGUUGGACAAUGUAGAAUUUUAUUACUGUUAUCUUUUAUUUCUGAUUAUUUUAGUUAAAGGUGUGUUUUAUGUGGAGUAAACAUAGUUUGUUCAGAAAUGGUCAUGGUAAUGAACAAGUAUAAUAAAGCAAAUCAAAUCUUAAUGUGUCAUCAGUAUGUUCUAAACCAAAGGAAAAAAAAAUCAGAUAGGUGUAUGUGUGUGUGUAUGUAGCUGGGUUGCAGAACAGUUGCACACAAUGUGAACCAAAUGGUUGGAUUAAAGGCUCAAAAAUUUUACUUUAGAGCCGACAGGAAUGUUCUUGUGUCAGCUGUCACCCUCUUUAAAUUAUAGAAACUCACAAGUGUGGCAAUUGUGAAGUAUGUAGAGUUCAUUUUAAUUUACCAAGUAUUGCCAUCAACACAGUUCUACAUUUGAGUUUAAAGCCAGUUCUGUCUGAACAUCACAUCAAUGUACAAGUAAAAAAAAACAUUUUUUUUAUGCAUCAUCUUUGACGCCAGCAUUACAUUCACAGAAACAAGUGUUUUGUUUUUAUUCACCGCUGUGGAAAAUUCCUGAGAUGGUAGUACAUGAACUUACAUUCACAAAGAACUUGAUUGAAACAAGCUUUGGUUCACACACACACACACACACACCCUGAUCCUCCAGACUUUUGGAAGGUUUGGUGACUGUGACAUGAGGGUUUUGGAUGUUCAUCUACCCUGGUAUAUACAAAUAGAUAUAUUUGAGUUUCUGAAACGAUAGUCUUUUUUUUUCUUGUUACUGUAUUAUUGAGAUCUAAAUGCUGAAAGUUAUUGAUAACUGUUUCUGAAACUUGAUAUAUCUAUGAAGCUAGUAUUUUGUUUCUUAUUAUCAGAUCAAAACAGCAUACUUUAUAAAAAUGUUUCUAAACAGAACUAGUUUUUUAAUUAAAAGAACUGAUGUAAUGUAUUCUUAGAACAUAUGAGAUUUUAGCUGAUUUGUGUCUUAAUGCUUAGUUCAUUGGUUAAUUACUGUAGGUUAAUAUGUUUAAAACCCAUGUUUACAAGCCAUUUUGGAGGAGACACUCUUUACUAAAAAUAUAAGUCCUAAAGUUUUGAUUUGUCAUUAUAAGUUUUGAAUUUUUUCACUUAAAAAUUUUAACAAAUGGGUUACAGUAUCUGAAGUGGUAGAUCAAUUACUGACUGAAACUUUUUGUGUCGUUCUAAACCAAUUCUAAAUUUACAUUUGGUAAAUGCCUAUUUUAUGUUAUAUAAACAUAUUUUUUUAGUGUUUGACAAAGAGAGAACAUGAAAAAGUUAAGGCAAAAUUGAUUUUGAAAAGUCAAAUUCAGCUAUUCAGCUUUUCAUUGUACAAACAUUGUAAUUUUUUUAUUUAAUGUUUAGGAAAGCUAUCAUGAGUGUUUCUGUUGAAAGUAACCUGACAAAGUGUGGCAUCAUGCUGGAAAGUAGAUUUAUUUUGUUAUUUUUAAUCUACAGAUUUGAUUUAAAAAUAUUUGCUCAAAGUUUUAUGGGAAACCUCUGGUAAACCCAGAAACUUUUGUUAGUCAUCCCUUAAAUUUUCCAUAAGCCACUAAUUGUGCUGGUCAUGACUUUACAUUGAAGACUUCUUAGUGUUUUCAGUUGUAUGUUAAUAAAGAAAAUGUAAUGCAAGACAUUUCAGUAAUAUAAAUAUUUGUCAUGUACUUUAAUAGUUAUUGUAGUUGCUAGUCAAAAUGUGUUAAUAAAAUCUAGGAGACUAGAAAUAGACUAGAACUUUAGACACCUGAAAAUAGUUCAAGGAUAAACUAAACUAGAAGGAAAACCUUACACACUAUACCUAAGUAAUAGUUAUAAAACAUUUAAAGUUUGUUAUAAGAUCAUAUUGAUGGAAACAAAUCUUCUGUUAACUUCUUAAAACAUAGAAGUGAUUGCUUAUUGUUCAUUUCUUGAACUAUUGUAUAUUUAACUGUGACAAUCAUGUAUUUGAGAGAACCUUAGUGUAAACAGGCUGAGAUUCUUCUGCUGAUUUCCAUGUCUGUUUAAUCAGUGUAAGUGUCAUCAUCAUCCUUAGGAUCAGUGUACAUUCAGUGAUAAAUUGAGGGGUGUAGGGAUGGUCAGUUGAUGUUGAAGUAGGAAUAGUAAGGGGCCAAAUCUGUGAUCUAAUGUUUCUGUUUAUCCACGAAAUUUAAUAGUUGACAUGUAAAAAAUAGAAUUUCUAACAAUGUUUCACAAACUGUUACUUGAUUGAACAAAAUGUGAUAAGAGAAAUUAAUGAAUCAUAUACAACUACACAAAAGUUUAUGGUGUUAACCUGCCAUAAUCAUUUCUGAAGUACAUUGUCUUGUAGUGAAAUGGCUGCAAUGUGUUGACCUUUUAAAUAU
This is a messenger RNA of Limulus polyphemus (Atlantic horseshoe crab), 5818 nucleotides long. Its product is annotated as serine/threonine-protein kinase D1-like. Gene Ontology annotation, molecular function: protein serine/threonine kinase activity; ATP binding. The record is from RefSeq and is a predicted model, not a curated record. Gene Ontology annotation, biological process: protein phosphorylation. Bases 139 to 2664 code for a protein of 841 amino acids. Lineage: Eukaryota; Metazoa; Arthropoda; Merostomata; Xiphosura; Limulidae. The transcript is spliced from 22 exons.